AUGUCCAGGAGUGGGUGGUCCAGGUGUUCAAGACCAGGGACACACCUGGGCCAAAGUGAGCCUCCCCAGGGUCGAGGCAUCCAUGUAUUCCUCUUCUGGACAAAGGAUGGGGAAAAAUAUUUGUCCCAUACAAGUGGAGAUGUAACAGCAGAGGAGCUGUGCAUCUCAGCCGCAGAGGCUGUAGGUGAGACUGACAGCCUUGUCCGACAGACUCAUGCACUGUGAAAGAAAUCUUAGUUUGAAUGUCUUUUAAUUUGGCAUUAUGGCUUGCUUAUGACCUGUGUGUAACCUCAGUGUUCAUUCCAUAGGGAUAACUCCUCUAUGCCAUGUGUUAUUCGCUCUGUAUAAUCCACACUCCCGCUGCUGGUACAGUCCGAAUCACAUUUUCAGUUCAGAGGACAACACCAACCUAGUGCUUCAUUUCUGUAUGAGGUAGGUCCGUCUUUUAGCAGCACUAGAUGCUUUAGUGUUUUCCCCUCAAACUUAAUAAAAGAGAAUAAAAAUAUCUCAAAAUACAACACCCCCAGAAGUUGCUAGGGAACCAGUCCCACCACAGAAACAUGUCUCUCUCAUCCUCAUCUGGACAUGAAUGAUGUUUUAUCUGGUUGCUUUGACAUUUAAAACAAGUAAACAAACUGACAGCAACAGUGUUACAGCACCAGUUGCUCAUAUUUAAAAAAUAAUUCAUUUACCUGCUCACUCUGCUUGCUUAGAUAUGUAGAUUUACAGUUUUCCUUUGGCACGUAAUACCCUUAAAACCAAACUUUUUAUAAGUAGUGUAGGCUGUUUCAAGAAACAGUAGUAAUCAAAGUGGUUGGCACUUCUUAUAUAUUAAGGAACCAAAAUAACUAUCAUUAAGAUAUCUUUAUUUUGAAUAUCUAGUUACAGUUUAGCACUCCAGCAUGUAUUAGUAAGUCUGUUUUUCUUGUGCCUAGGUUUUACUUUCGAAAUUGGCAUGGACUGAACGCGAAGGAGCCUACUGUAUCCCGUUGUGUCCUUAAAUCUGGAACAGAUCAGGGGGGAUCUCCACUGCUUGAAUUCACAUCCUUGGAGUACUUAUUCUCCCAGGUUGUGUUUAUAAUUACAUAUUAAAUCGUCUGUGUAUUUAUUGAGUGCAUGCAACAGUUUAGUACUGAACCUGGCUGCUUUUUCUUGUGUCUUUUCGAAAGGCUAAAUAUGAGUUUGUGAACGAGCUAGUGCCGAUGGAAGAUGUUCAGUCAGAGGAAGAACUAAGCCGCUUCAAGAACGAGAGUCUGGGGAUGGCUGUACUUCACCUUUCACACCAGGCGAUGCAAACAGGACAGAGCUUACAAGAAGUUGCAAAGAAAAACAGGUAGGAGUUUUAGUGCAUUCUUUUUUAUUUUUUUUAUAAUCAAACCUUAUUGCUUGACUCUGUUUAACUCUAAAAUACUGUUUUUUUCCAGCUUUCUCCGCUGCAUCCCACGGUCUUUUGCAAAACACAUAUCAAAAGACAACUUCUUGACAAAAAUCAGAAUCCGACGGGUGUUUUCUGAGUUCGUGCAGACCUUCCAGCAGCACACUGUGGAUAAGGGCCGUUUGGGUGCCCAAGAGAUCAUGUAUAAGUACAUUUCUACCCUGGAACACUUGGCCUCGCAGUUUGGCACAGAGACUUUCCCUGUCUGCAACCUGGAAAUGAGAGAGGAGGAAGAUGGAAGUAGCUCUUAUUCCAACACCACCAAUGCACAGGGAAUUGCAAAAGACAACUUUAUAGCCCCCAUCACACAUGAAAUAAAGGUAUCCGGCAUCAAGGGGAUACAGUGGAGGAGAGUGACUGGCCAGAAGGUUUGUCAAAAAGCACUUUUGAUUUUCUCAUGGUUUAAUUUAAUGCCAUGCUAUGUGUGCUUGUUGUGUAGUGAUUUAUUCAACUCUUUCUUUAUACUUAGGCACAGGCAAACUCUUACCUACGGACCGACUCUGCCAUCAACACGAGGAGAACAAAUCAACAGUCCAGCCAACAGAACGCAAACACUGCCGAUGAAUUAACGUCUUUUUGCAACUUCCCAGAAAUAACUCACAUAGCCAUAGCCGGAGCUAAUGUGUGCAUUAGCACUCAGGAUAACCACUGCUUGGUGAGAGUGCUUGUUUAUGUUUUUAUGUAAAAGCCUCAGUGCAUUAAUAUGAUUGGUUAAUGUGCUUGUGGUGGAUCAGGGCGAUUGAUAUACUGUAUAUCAGUCCUUCCAUCAUCUUCUAAGAGACUCAUUAUACUGUAUAGUAUGCGUGUAUCAUAGAUUCGCAUAUAUUCUCACAUUCUACAUGCUAAUCAGUAUAGAGGCUUUUGCUUUUGGUUAGCUUAGGGCAUUUUAUUAUGUUUUGAAUUUGUAUGCGUCUGUAGGUGGGAGUUCUGAUUGUAAGCUAGUGGUGCUUCUGUGUGUGUGUGUGUAUAUGUAGGAGGUUCAGAUGAACUCCAGCCAAGAGGCCCGCUCCUUCAUCUCCCUCCUAGAUGGAUACUACCGGCUGACUGCAGACGCCCACCACUAUCUUUGUCAUGAAGUUGCUCCCCCAAGGGUAGUGCUGAGUGAAGCAAAUGGACUGCACGGACCUCUACAGUGAGUUUUCUUCUCUCGCACUCGCACAUACAGGCUAAGGAACGCAAUGUGUUGUUAUAUCACGUCUCUGUUGUGUUUCCAGUGAUGAUUUUGUUCUGCUGAAGCUGAAAAAGGAGGCAGCAGAGGAGGGAGCCUUCCUCGUACGUUGGAGUGCUCUCGACUAUCGACGCAUCAUCCUAGCUGUCCUGAACAGAAAUGAGGUAAAUAACACCCACGCUACUCUCGGGAAAGUGUUGCAGUGCAGGCAUGUUGAAAUUUUUAGCAACUGCUUCUGUUUAUAUUUACUUUCUGCUCACAGAAUGGAUCUACGCCAAGCCUCAAGCAGUUUAGGAUUCAGCUUAAGGGUUCAAUGUUCUGUCUGGAGGGCUGGGACAGAGAAUUCUCCAGUUUGAAGGAGCUCACAGAGAGCCUCAAAACCUUUGUCCUCAAGUCUGGUUCCGACAGCUAUAUGGUCAAGAAAUGCUGUUUUCCAAGACAAGCAGGUAAAACUCUUUAAUUCCAGACAUGUUGUGGUGCUUUGUUGUGAAAUAUUCAGGUGCCAACAUGCAUUUCUCUGUGAUUUAGAACGGUCCAACCUCCUGGUGGUGAGGGAAGGUGUUGAUCACGGUGUUCGCAGCAACUCCUUCUCCCUGAACAUGACCCAGCUGCGCUUCCAUCAGAUCAAGGAAGGAGACUUUGUGCAGGUAAAGAGAUACGCUUGCAGUUGAUCAAGCAUCCUGUCGUUUUCUCUGUGACCAACCAGUCAGCUUUGUGUUUUUAAACAGCAACAGCAUUUAGGCCGUGGAACCAGAACCAACAUUUACGUAGGGCGUUUGAUGGUGCGUGGAGGAGGAGAAGACGAUGAGAGCGACGAGUGUAAUAACAACUCUUCUGAUCACAAAGGGAUACGAGUGGUGCUGAAGAUUCUGGACCAAAGUCAUAGAGACAUCGCACUGGUAAGUUUUGGCAUUUUUUUUGUAUUUGUAAAAAGCAGAGAAGGGGACUCGAGUUUGAGACUUGGACUUUAGUCUCAUACUUACAGGGGAUAGUCAGAGUUGUUGUUUUUAGUUGAAAUCAGAGGAGCCAUGAGUGGGACCUGCUGCUGCCUGCAAAGACUUGAGCUUUGUACCCAUCUUCUAACAAUGACAGUGGUGGUAACUUAAAGCAGAGCAAGCAGAGCAGAUAUUAACAUGUCUACUGCUACUCAUGUAUUUGAACUGUGCUUACAUUGUAUCCCUUCUUCUUGUGUUUUUAAGGCAUUUUUUGAAACUGCAAGUCUCAUGAGCCAGGUGUCCCACUGUCACCUGGUGUUUGUACAUGGUGUGUCAGUCAAAGGAUCUGAAAGUAAGCGCUUAAACUUCCUCAUUCGGUACUUCUCCAUCUCUAACAUAAACAGUAUUUAUAGUAGGACUUCUGACUGUGGCAUCAAAGGAGACGCAGCACAAAUCCAAAACCACAUUUCCUCUUUUCUGUUUUGGAUGCUGAAUGUUUACGCCUGAUUUAUUGUCUGAUUUGGUUCUGUAUUUGCUUUAUAGACAUCAUGGUGGAAGAAUUCGUGGAGUUUGGGCCUUUGGAUGUGUUCUUGCGCAAGGAAAAAGCAUCAGUGACUCCAAAGUGGAAAUUCAUCGUUGCCAUACAGCUUGCCACUGCUCUCAGUUAUCUUGUGAGUUCAUGCACUGAGCUUAAUCUUUGUGUAAUAUCACAGCUUAGUCUUUCAAGUGAAGUGGUACUUAAGUAAUUUGAGAGCAAUACAAUCUAUGUUUAUUCUUUGUAGAUACGUUCACUUAGAAGUUAGCUGACUACAGCAGCAGAUAGGUGAAACUUUUCAAGAGCAGAUUUAGGUAGAGCAGUUUUUCCAGUCCGAGCUGCUGAAUGGAGCGUAAAAACUCCUAUUUUCCGAAUCAAACUCCAACUGACAUCUCUGAGUUAACAGCGUUAUCAUCUUCAUUGUAGGAGACCAAACGACUUGUCCAUGGAAACGUCUGCGCCAAGAACAUUCUGGUGGCGAGAAAGGGUCUGGAAGAAGGCACCACUCCUUUUAUCAAGCUGAGCGACCCAGGAGUCGUCAUGAGUGCCCUCACACGAGAAGGUCUGUCGAAAGCUUUCAGAGUCGAGCAGCUUUAGGUCUUUUGAUAUGUGUGUGUGGUUCGGCUUCGUUUUAAUCAGAUUUAGAAAACAGGAAAUUUCCUCUAGAACACGUCUCGUGACUUCCUGUUUUCUGACAGUGAGCAUCAGAAUAUGACUGUAGAGUCUGUUCAAAGAAUACUUCUGAAACUUCUCUGUCUUUUAACCUUCAUUGGUGGUUUUAGCUGGAGAUGAUGGACGUAACAUUAGAAUCCUUUUGCAGUUGCUUACAUCAAAUACACCAAAACAGAGGAGAUAUUACUGUGGUGAAGAUGUCUUUGAGCCCUAUCAAAACAAAUUCAGAGUUUGUGAUCUUCUAAAGAAUACCUGAAUAUUUCUUCUUUCUAGACGAGUGUGUUUAGGUUCCUGUUUUUACCUUAACAUGUUUCAACAACAAACUUCCUGCAGUCUGCAGCUGACAGACAGUGUUACAACAUCAGGUGACUCUUCUGAAAGGACUGUCGGAAGUUUUCAGUCGAAACAUGUCAAAGUAAAAAACAAAAACAAACCUUUUUAGACCAUUUCUAAAGCAGGUUUCAGAGUGUCUGAAAUUGACAACUCCAAACCAAAUUUUCUUUUGCCCUGUAGAGCGUUUGGAGCGUAUCCCGUGGAUUGCCCCAGAGUGUGUUGACAGCGGAACCCCCACUGGCAGCGCUUCAGACCAGUGGAGCUUCGGUGCCACGCUGCUUGAAAUCUGCAACAACGGCGACCUUCCCAUGAGUGGCAGCACAUUGUCGGAGGUAUGUGCUGAAUAUUUCCCUCAACAACCACAAUGUGUAGACCCGACAGUUUUCCUCGUUUGAUUAGAAUUUGAUCGCUGAAAUCUUUGUUCCUCAAACAGAAAGAGCGCUUUUAUCAGCAGAAGGGACGAUUAGCUGAACCAACCUCCCAGGAGCUGGCAAGCUUCAUCAGCAUGUGUCUGUCCUACGAGCCUGUGGAGAGGCCGUCUUUCCGCACGGUCCUCAGGGAGCUCACAGAUAUCAUGAUCAAAAGUGAGUUUUUACUCAUGCACAUUAUUAUUUCACUCUUUUCCACCAUCAAAGCAUUAAAUAUCAUGUUUUUGCUUGUGCACGCAGAACCUGAUAUACCUAUAAGUGAAACGCUUCCUGUACCUGACCCGAGCAUGUUCCACAAACGCUACUUGAAAAAGAUGCGGGUCCUAGGAGAGGUGAGAAUUAACAACACAUAACACGAGGAGUUUUCUGUAUUUUUUUACAAACAAGAGACUAAUCUAUUUCUCAUUGUUCUGUCUCUAGGGCCACUUUGGAAAGGUGACUUUGUACCUGUAUGACCCCAACAAUGAUGGGACAGGGGAGCGUGUGGCAGUGAAAGCUUUGAAACAAGAGAACGGCCAAGUGCCUGAUGGCUGGACGAAGGAGAUUGAGAUCCUGAAGUCUCUCUAUCACAGCAACAUUGUCAAGUACAAGGGCUGCUGCUAUGAACUGGGUGAGUCCCCUACUGUCAUCUGUUUGCUGAAAAUUGUGUUCAUUGACAAAUAAAGUGUCUGCAUUUGUAAAGAAGUUCUCGUUCAAUAUCCUUUUAACCUUCAGUACUCAGUGGAUGAUUCAGAGGAUGGAUUUUUGUUCCCUGCUGUUUCACUGUAGAUAUUGAAAAUCUAUUCCAAGUGCAGCUCUCUCUCAGUUGUUUGUCAAUAUUUUGGGCUUUCAACAGACAGCAUGCAGCUCGUCAAAGCAUGUUCAGCACUGAGGCGGACAAUAGGCCACUGUUACCUUUUAAAAAAUGGUGGAAAUAAGAGGAUUAAACCCUUUUGCGCUCUCUUGACAGGAGGACAAGUGGUGCAGCUCAUAAUGGAGUACCUCCCUCUGGGGAGUCUGCGAGAGUAUCUUCUCAAACGUAAACUGGGUGUGCCUCAUUGCCUCAUGUUCGCUCAGCAGAUCUGUCAGGUGAGUUUGGUUUGUGUUCAUCAGAAUCAGAAUCAGAAUGCCUUUUAUUGUCAUUAUACGCAGUACAAUGAGAUUAAAGCCACCCAAAUCAGUGCAAGACAUUGGAAAAAAGAUAUAUAGAAAAUAUGAAACGAGAUUAAUAUGAAGUAUAUACAAUGUAAACAUGUGGACCUGAGAUUCUUUUAACAGGAUAAAUAUGGUACGGAUAUGGAUAAAUGUAAUAUGUAACAGUAUAAAAUAUACAGUCCUGAGAUCCUAUUAACAGAGUAAAUAUGGUAAAUAUCCAAUAGCAUAAAUGUAAUGUGCAGAUGAAUGUAUAUUGUCCAUCAGUGAUUUGGAAUAUUGCACAUGUUUAGGUAUAUAGAAAUAGAAAUAUGACACAAAUAUUCCCCCUGAUUUAACUAUAUUUCUUGAUUCCAGUGUUGUUCAGUUUUGCUUUAGUAAAUGACAAACACAUAUAUGUAAAAAUACUUUUAGUGGCAUGUAAGGUUUUAAUUUUUAGCACAGAUUUACUGUGUUUUUAUUGAGUUGUCUGAUUGCACUUGAAAAUAUUCUCCACUCGAUACAUUUUCUGCUACAACACUUGUAUUUUUGCAUCUUUUUUAAGUCAGCAAAAACAUUUUAACUACCCCUGAAGAUCUAAAACUUCACAUUCUCAUUAAAGUAUUAUUUAGAAUAUCUGUGUCUGAGCAGGUUUCUGUUGUUUCUUCUAAAGGGAAUGCAUUACUUGCACACACAACGAUACAUCCAUCGAGACUUGGCAGCUCGCAACGUCCUGGUUGAAAAUGAAACCUUGGUGAAGAUCGGAGACUUUGGCCUGACCAAAUACAUCCCUGAAGGUGAAAUCUACUAUCGUGUCCGUGAGGAUGGGGACAGUCCAGUGUUUUGGUGAGUUUAUGGUUGGUGUUAUGCAGUGAUUUGCUCCAUGACUUAAGCGACUAACCUUCAUUUCUGUGCUGUGCAGGUAUGCCAUCGAGUGCUUGAAGGAGAGUAAAUUUUCUUUCUCCUCUGAUAUUUGGUCCUUCGGUGUAACACUGUAUGAGAUCCUGACCCACUGUGAUACCCGCCAAAGCCCACCGACGGUAUGUGAAAACUUCAAAUAACUUGAUCUGUUAUAAAUUGAAUAAUUUAAUAUACUGGUCUCAAUUCAAAAUGUCUCUCUGUUGUUUUAUUGUAGAAAUUCUCUGAAAUGAUGGAGGCGACGCAGGGACAGAUGACAGUGAUGGUUCUCAUCAAACUGUUGGAGAAACAGCGACGGUUACCUUGUCCCAAAGACUGCCCACUUGAGGUAACGUGACAUGACACGCAGUUUGAAUACAUAUAAAGAUUUUCAUCGCAAAAUGUGUGAUCUAACUUGUUGCUUGUUGUUUUCUUAUUGCGAACAGGUGAAGCCGAUAAUGGAGCAGUGUUGGGCUGCAGAUCCCACAACACGACCCACAUUCGAUGCCCUCAUCAAAAAGUUUGAGGUUAUUCGCCAAAAAUAUGACUUGCAGUCAAACAUAAACUUCUCUUUGGCUCAGAUUUGCUGA
This is a messenger RNA of Xyrichtys novacula (pearly razorfish), 8103 nucleotides long. The record is from the annotation of a GenBank genome assembly. NCBI's taxonomy places the organism in Eukaryota, Metazoa, Chordata, Actinopteri, Labriformes, Labridae.